CGUGGGAGAUGGCAUUGGUUUCUAUCUUUGGGGCCGCUGUCCUCCGUUGUGUUGCUGUGCUUGUGUAAACAUCAGCUCAGGAGUUGGUGAACACUUUCUCGUGUGGUCGUUUUAUUCCCUCGUCACUGAGCUAGUUCCAGAAAAUACACGUAUCCAAUGACGUUAACAGUUAAUUGACCAAUUAACUGUCAGGCUGACCUGACCUAAGCUUGAGAUAUACCUGUGUUUUCUACCUGGUUGGGCGUGCACGUGUGUGUGAGUAGUGAUUCUGAGAUCUCACGGAACUUAAAACUGCUGGAACUUUAUUCCAACUUCCGGUCGUCUCAUGGCAUCGACUCUCGACGAAUUAUCGUCGUCGUCGUCAGCAGGCUCGGAGGCUUCUAGAAGACAGGCGGGUCGACCCCACGGCAGUACCUACACUAAUUCACACCUCAGUAUGGCUGAUUACUUAAUUACUGGAGGCACAGGCUAUGUACCAGAUGAUGGCAUGUCAGGGUCUCAGCUAUUUGGAUCAGGUGAUGGCCUCACUUAUAAUGACUUCCUCAUACUUCCUGGUUUCAUAGACUUUGCUGCAAAAGAUGUGGACUUGACAUCAGCAUUGACCAAAAAUAUUAGCCUAAAAGCUCCUUUAGUUUCUUCACCUAUGGACACAGUAACUGAGUCCCAAAUGGCUAUUGGCAUGGCUUUGUGUGGUGGUGUUGGUGUCAUUCAUCACAACUGUAAACCUGAGUUCCAGGCUAAUGAGGUCAGAAAGGUCAAGAAAUAUGAACAAGGUUUUAUUUUGGACCCUAUUGUCAUGUCCCCAAAACACACAGUGGGUGACGUUGUUUCUGCCAAAAAAUUGUAUGGAUUUUCUGGCAUACCAAUCACUGUUAACGGCCACAUGGGUGAGAAACUGGUUGGCCUUGUGACACAGAGAGACAUUGACUUCCUGGCACACAGUGAACAUUCUACAUGUCUGGCUGAUGUAAUGACACCUUUUGAAGAGCUGGUUGUAGCAGAGGCUAAUGUAACGCUGAAAGAAGCUAAUCUCAUUUUACAGAAAAGCAAAAAAGGAAAGCUGCCGAUUAUUAAUGAUAAAGGAGAAUUAGUUUCGUUGAUAGCCCGCACAGACAUGAAGAAAAAUAGAGAAUUCCCUUUAGCAUCAAAAGAUGAAAAAAAACAGUUGAUCGUUGGUGCAGCUGUUGGUACACAUGAUGAUGACAGAGAGAGGAUAGAACAUCUGGUUAAUGCUGGUGUAGAUUUUCUUGUCCUGGAUUCAUCUCAAGGAAAUUCAGUGUACCAAAUCAAUCUGAUAAGAUACAUCAAGCAGAACUAUCCUCAGUUACAGAUUGUUGGUGGAAAUGUUGUGACUGCAGCUCAAGCUAAAAACUUGAUAGAUGCUGGAGUUGAUGGUUUGAGGGUGGGGAUGGGCAGUGGAUCUAUUUGUAUCACACAAGAAGUGAUGGCUGUUGGUCGACCACAAGGCACAGCUGUUUAUAAAGUGGCUGAGUACGCCCGCAGGUUUGGUGUGCCAGUCAUAGCUGAUGGUGGCAUCUCCUCUGUUGGUCACAUCAUUAAAGCUCUUGCUCUAGGGGCUUCAACUGUGAUGAUGGGCUCCAUGUUGGCUGGAACAUCAGAAGCUCCGGGAGAAUAUUUCUUUGCUGAUGGUGUCAGGCUGAAAAAAUAUCGGGGCAUGGGGUCACUGGAUGCCAUGGAACAACACAAAGCUUCACAGUCACGAUACUUCAGUGAGAGCGAAAAGAUCAAAGUGGCUCAAGGUGUGUCAGGAUCCAUUGUUGACAAAGGUUCAAUCCACAAGUUCAUGCCUUAUCUCAUUGCUGGCAUCCAACAUGGCUGUCAAGAUAUCGGAGCCAAGAGCUUAUCCAUUCUAAGAAUCAACCAGGAUAAAGUGCAUGCUACCAAAUGCAGGGUUGAAGAUGUUUCCUGUGAGAUCUAUGAUGUAUGGCGGAGAACUGAAGUUCGAGAGAAGAACAACCUCCGCUCAGAUAGAAGGGGGGGUACACGGACUCCAUUCUUAUGAAAAGCGGCUGUAUUAAGUAGCUGUGAGAUGACAUCAGCAAAUCUCUAUCACACAUUCACCAAGAUGUCAAGGCCCAAUACUCACUCCUUGUUUACCAGGGGAGACUAUUUGAUAUCUGUUAUUCUGAGGUCAGCUGCAUUAGUUUUUGUGCAAUUGGAUUAAAGCAAUUAUUUUAUAAACAUUUAUAGCUUUGUUUCAUGAAUUUUUUUUAUUAAGUUUAAUACAUUAUUUUUACAAAUCCGUGUACAUUUUCUUUUAGUUAAUCUUAUUUUUUGUGUAACAUUCCUGGCCACUUUAAGUGUGUAAAUGUCCAUCUCAAUCUUUAAUUUUAGAUCUCAGAUUAUUUUAGUUCAUUAAAAAUUUUUUUUAAAAGAUAAGAAACAAAGCAAGGUUGUGAGAUCUUUUAGCUGACAAAGAAAUUGUAUGUAUUAACAAAACUGUAAAGUUAAUUAAAAAGAUUUUUAAAAUUUUGACAAACAAACAUGGGAAUGUAAUGUUCAACUGAUGUAUGUGCAUGCAUUUAUUAUACGAGUUUACAAUGCUUUUUUUUUUGUUGGUCACCAAAAGUGUAGAUGUCAGAUGUUAGAUGCUGAAGCUCAGUCAAUCAUUGAUCAUGUUGCUGGUGGGAGCUAGCAAAAGCAACUUUUACACCAUUCAAUCUCUGUUCAUGUCUUUUUAUUUUAGAGUUGCAUACUUUUUAAAACUUUAUUUGAGAAGAGGGUGCAUCAAAGAAAGCCAUGAUUUAAAUUCUCUCAAUUGGUAAUUCAUUAAUUUUGUGUUCUAUUUAUAUUUAUGUACUUUUUAGUAGAUAAUUCUAUUUUGGCAUUUUUACACUCAACUUGUUCUGGCACAUUUAGUCCAUAUUUUUUGUGUAAGAGUGGUCAAAGCUGUGUUUAGCUCUGAACAGUGUUUAUUGAUUCCAUUUUACUGUGCUUGUUUAGAUCUUAUUAGAAGACAGCAUUUUUACACUUGGAGCAUUUCUGAUAGAAUAAGGUUGAUGUGUUGAGGUUGAACAUGUUGAAGUUGAACAAGCUGUUGUUAAUGUGGUCUCUGGGUGCAACACGGGUAAGGCAGUGUCCAAAUAGGUCUUUGUUCUGCCUGAUGUCUUUGGGCAGUGUGGAUGCAUGGGUCAUUGUCCUGUCAGUUGUCUGGUAUUGUGAAUGGCUUUAUGAAGAUGUGUCUGUUAUUGUUUUGUUUACCUGUGAUUGAUGUCUGGUAUUGUGAAUGGCUUAAUGAAGAUGUGUCUGUUAUUGUUUUGUUUACCUGUGAUUGAUGUCUGGUAUUGUGAAUGGCUUUAUGAAGAUGUGUCUGUUAUUGUUUUGUUUACUUGUGAUUGAUGUCUGCUCUUUAGCUAGAUGAUGACUGCCUGACGAUUGCUGUGUCUGAUGAUGUGAAUUUUUUUUCUUGAAAUUAAUGAACAAUAUUUUAACAUGUGUACAACUGUAAUCUAUUGUUUUGUUAUAUAGAUAGUAACAAUAAAUUGUAAUACUGUUUUGUUUUUUAUAAAUUUAAGAUUCACAUGACCUCUGAACUUCCAACCUAUGACUUUUUUCUCUCAUUACUGCAAGCAUUUAUUUUAAAACAGGUAUUAGGGACAGCAAGUUUCUGAACAUGAAGUUUCUGUAUUUAUUGUCAAUCUUAUAACAUCAUAGAUCUACCUGCUUUAUUAAAGUUGUUUAUAUUUAAAAAGGUUAAAAGAUUGAUGUAGCUCUCAGUACAGUUCAUGUUUGGGUUGAACACUAAAUUGUGUAACUAACAUGGGACAAGUCUGGUCUGUGCUGUAGUGUAGUUUUAACUGCCAUCAUGCACUACUUUAGUCUUACAUUAUUGAUUACUUUUUUCUUUUCCACUAUGUCAACAAAAAAAAAAAUAAAGAAAUUUAAGAU
Messenger RNA from Physella acuta, 3909 nucleotides. Its product is annotated as inosine-5'-monophosphate dehydrogenase 1. Gene Ontology annotation, cellular component: cytoplasm. Gene Ontology annotation, biological process: GTP biosynthetic process. The record is from RefSeq and is a predicted model, not a curated record. Gene Ontology annotation, molecular function: IMP dehydrogenase activity. Lineage: Eukaryota; Metazoa; Mollusca; Gastropoda; Physidae.